AUGUCUUCCAUAGAUAACAGACCUUUGCCGUUCAUAUACCAGUUCACUGCGGGUGCCAUUGCCGGCGUCUCGGAGCUAUUGGUUAUGUACCCAUUGGAUGUGGUGAAGACAAGAAUGCAAUUGCAAGUCACUUCCAAAGUUAGUCCCGGUGUGACUGCCGCGAAGGCAGCAGCAGAGCACUACACGGGCGUGAUGGAUUGUUUGACAAAAAUUGUCAAGAGGGAAGGGUUUUCGCGUCUGUACAAAGGUAUCACGUCCCCCAUAUUAAUGGAGGCUCCGAAGAGAGCGAUCAAAUUCUCGGGGAACGAUACGUUCCAAACGUUCUACAAAACGGUUUUCCCCACACCUAAUGGAGAGAUGACUCAGCAGAUCGCCAUAUGCAGCGGUGCGUCUGCCGGUGCCGUAGAGGCCUUCAUCGUAGCACCCUUUGAACUGGUAAAGAUUAGAUUACAGGAUGUAAAUUCUCAGUUUAAGACACCCAUUGAAGUGGUAAAGAACAGCGUGAUGAAAGGUGGUGUCUUGUCGCUUUUCAACGGGUUGGAAGCCACGAUCUGGAGACACGUCCUUUGGAAUGCCGGUUAUUUCGGUAUCAUAUUCCAGGUUCGGAAGCUUUUGCCGGCGGCUAAGACAAACACGGAAAAGACGAGAAACGACUUGAUCGCCGGUGCCAUUGGUGGCACUGUCGGAUGCCUGUUGAAUACGCCAUUCGAUGUGGUAAAGUCGAGAAUUCAAAGAAGUUCCGGGCCCCUCAGAAAGUAUAAUUGGUCCUUGCCUUCAGUGCUGUUAGUUUAUCGUGAAGAAGGGUUCAAAGCAUUAUACAAGGGAUUUGCGCCCAAGGUUUUGAGGUUGGCCCCCGGUGGCGGGUUGUUAUUGGUAGUGUUCACUAAUGUCAUGGAUUUCUUUAGAGAGGCCAAGUACGGUAAGAAGUGA
Molecule: messenger RNA, 930 nt
Organism: Saccharomyces kudriavzevii IFO 1802
Lineage: Eukaryota; Fungi; Ascomycota; Saccharomycetes; Saccharomycetales; Saccharomycetaceae
Gene: ODC1
Product: mitochondrial 2-oxodicarboxylate carrier
Exons: 1
Coding region: 1-930 (309 amino acids)
Biological process (GO): mitochondrial ADP transmembrane transport; mitochondrial ATP transmembrane transport
Cellular component (GO): mitochondrial inner membrane
Molecular function (GO): ATP:ADP antiporter activity
Source: RefSeq, a predicted model, not a curated record